Ornithodoros turicata is the source of this 500-nucleotide messenger RNA. RefSeq lists its product as uncharacterized. The coding region runs from base 1 to 345 and encodes 114 amino acids. The record is from RefSeq and is a predicted model, not a curated record. Lineage: Eukaryota; Metazoa; Arthropoda; Arachnida; Ixodida; Argasidae. The transcript has 12 exons.
AUGGGACCUGAUCACCAAAUAGAGACAAAGUCUCCUGGCUUUGAGGAAAAGAGUGAAAACAGUGCAUAUUUUCUACGUCUUGGAUACCUCCAUCAAGGGUUCAGCAUAAGCCCCCUGUUUUUCUUUGAAAACGAUCAUGAAUCACCUCCAACAAGAUACGAUUUUGCUGGAGCUACCGAUUGGUCUUCCACUAGAGAAGAACGAGCACAUCACCAGGAAUAUGGUUGGGGUCCACCACCACCACAGUAUUAUCCCAGAUGGCCACAAUAUUACGCUUGGGGUCCACCAGCAUCAUAUUAUCCUGUUUGGCCACAAUAUUGUCGCUGGUGUGGGGGUCUAAUCUAGGGACUGGAUAUAAUAAAUUUGUAUAUUAUUCCCAUAUACUGUCUUGUGUUUUUGUUUCUUCUAUUACAGGUGGUGAAGGUUUUUCGGCUGGGUUUUUCUCCUUCACCUGAUUGGCAUCACAAUUGGCAGAAUUCCCAGCACUAUUGGCUUUACAA